Fusarium subglutinans is the source of this 1920-nucleotide messenger RNA. RefSeq names its product laccase precursor. NCBI's taxonomy places the organism in Eukaryota, Fungi, Ascomycota, Sordariomycetes, Hypocreales, Nectriaceae. The record is from RefSeq and is a predicted model, not a curated record. Bases 1 to 1920 code for a protein of 639 amino acids. The transcript has 2 exons. Gene Ontology annotation, molecular function: oxidoreductase activity; copper ion binding.
AUGGAUGAGAUCAAGUCGCCUUGGGUGAAGGAGGAUGAGAGAGAUGGUGAGGGGACGUGGUUCCUUGGUGAUGAGGCUGCUUUGAAGUCAGAGCAAGCGGUUGAGAGAGCUUCGUGGAAGACCAAAACACCAAAAAGCAAGGGCUUGACAAUAUUCAUCGCUGUCGCUUGUCUUGUUUCAAUUCUGCUCCUGGCCGCAGUCACUCUCAACCUUCAGGUCCGACCAUCAACACACAAAGAAGCGCAUCCAAAACCCCCUCAACCAAGCAAACAAGCUCCAACGCCAGAGACAAUCAAACACCAAGAACCCAUCCCCUCAGCACCUCAACUCCGCGAUACAAAAGAAUACAUCCUCUCAUCAUCAUGGCACCUCAACUCCUCUCCAACAACAAGAGAAUAUUUCUGGACCAUCAACGACGCCGUUCUCAACCCCGAUGGCGUCUACAGGCCAAUGAUUCUCAUCAACAAUCAAUAUCCCGGCCCUCUCGUUGAGUGCAACGAAGGCGACACUGUCAUCGUUCAUGUUGAAAAUAAGGCUGUCAAUGCGACUGCGAUUCAUUUCCACGGCAUGUUUCAGAACGGCACGAAUAAUAUGGAUGGAACUGUUGGCAUUACUCAAUGCGCCAUCGCGCCAAACUCAAACUAUACUUAUAAAUUUGAUGUCAAGGGUCAGCAUGGUACGUAUUGGUAUCAUGCGCAUCAUAGCGCUCAGGCAUCAGAUGGAUUACUUGGACCUAUGGUUGUUCACUCCAAGAAGGAAAAGGACCUGCAGAAAAUGGACUACGCGACUGAUAGAGUUGUUAUGGUUCAGGAUCAUUACCAUAACUUGACAUCGGAGCUUUUGAUGGAAUAUCUUGCGCCAGAUCAGGAGAACAAUGAGCCGGUACCGGAUAAUGGUCUUAUCAAUGGGCGAAAUGUUCGCGAUUGUGCGGACUUUAAGGGUUGGGCGUGCAAUACUACGGAUCUUGCUUUACCGAUGAUUGAUCUUGAAGCUGGGAAGCGUCACAGGCUUCGCAUCAUCAACGUCGGCGCCUUUGCAGAAUUCCAGAUCCAAUUCGACGAGCAUCCCUUCUACGUCACAGAAGUCGAUGGCACAGACGUCCAUCCUGAGCCAAUCCAUCGAGUAAACGUCCUUCCAGCACAGCGGUACAGCGUUGUGCUCGAGACAAAUGUCACAACAGCUUCGACAUUCUGGAUGAGGGCUAGGAUGGUGACGCACUGCUUCAAGAACAAGAAUGAACGUCUUCAGUCUGAAACGAGAGCCAUCAUCCGAUAUACCGGUAAGGGUAAGACAGCUUCUGAAGAGCCAAAGAGCAAGGAAUGGCCUGAUGCGAUCGAAGUCAUCUGUCGAGAUCUGAAUACCACUGCUCUUCGACCAGUUGAAGUUGUAUCGCCACCCCCAGCAGACCAAGUCAUCGUUCUUCGCGCAAAUUUUGAGAUAGGAGAUUGGCGCUUGGCGAGGGGGUUCUUCAAUGAGUCAACUUGGCAUGCUAACGCAACGCAUCCAUCUUUACAUCGGUUCCUCGACAGUGGAUUACAGAGCACGUCUGUGAAGAACCCCAUCGCCAUCAAUGAGAAUGUCUUUGAACGCCAAAAGGAAUUUGUGCUAGAAACAAGCGGUGUCCGAACAAUAGACAUCUCCAUCAACAACUUCGACGACGGAGCUCAUCCCUUCCAUCUCCACGGACAUAAAUUCUUCGUCCUUCUGCAAGGCCGAGAUGGCUAUCCGCCCAGCGCAGCGGAUCUCCCGAAAUACCUAGAGUCACACGGCCUUUUGGAAAACCCACUGAGGAGAGAUACACUUACUGUCGAGGGAUAUGCUUGGGCUGUUAUCCGUGUUGUGCUGGAUAAUCCGGAUGUUGGUGAGGCCGGAGGUUAUGAAGAAUUGGAAGGUUGGUGGGGAGGAGAGGGGGUUGUGUAG